AUGGGAAGUACAGAUGUCUUAGUGAAAUAUGUCCUGAUAAAUUUUAUCUUCUUUCAUCAGCCCAUUUGUCAGGCAGCUUAUAAUAACGAUCUCAAUGAAGUUCAGAUCCUUUUGGAACGCAACAGCAACUCUGUGAACAUCCAGGACAGCUUUGGUGGAGACACCCCCUUGAUUUGCGCAUGUAAACGGGGAAACAACAGGAUAGUUAGCUAUCUCCUGAAAAGAAAUGCUGACGUCAACCUCAGAAACAAGAAGGACCGCACUUGUCUGCACUAUGCUGUAAGAAAACGGUUCACCUUCCUUGACUAUGUGCUCAUCAUAAUCCUCAUGCCAGUUAUGCUCAUUGGAUAUCUUCUCAUGGUCUCAAAGACUAAACAGAAUGAAAAUCUGAUCAAGAUGUUGCUUAGAGCUGGAGUGGAUGUUAAUGCUGCAGACUUUUCUGGUAGCACAGCCCUUCACUAUGCUUGUGAAAUGAAAAACCAGACAGUCAUUCCUCUACUGCUUGAAGCUCAUGCAGACUCCUCUGUAAAGAAUCAGGAUGGCGAGACUCCCUUAGAUAUAGCAAGAAGACUGCAGUUCCACAACAUUGAAAGCAUGCUAAGGAAAAAUUCCUAGACACCAAGGACUCUUGAACAUGCAAAAAUUAACCUCAUCAGGAAAUCCAUCUUACACAGCAGCAGGAGUCCUGCAGAAGGUUGAGGACUGUUACUUGAUAAACACUUGGUUUAAAUCCACCCAUUCCUUGCUGCAGACUUUGACUAUAGUGUGAGACCUGUCAGUAUCCUCAGAGCCAUGAGGGCUGAGGGGAGUUCAUAUGGUUUUGCUAAGCCAUGAGUGAUUACAAUAGCAUCCAAACUAUUGCUCUUCUCAUCUGCUUCUCCCAGUUUUAUUGCUUGACUUGCACAGACAGAGGAUUUUGAAAGCUAGCUAAAAUGUUUCUGAAAGUCUAAUGAUUGGCAGACAAUGCAAAAAUAAAAUAUCCUUUAGAGUGUGUGUCACUUAUUCUGUAGAGGAUACACUUGACAAUUGCACAGUAUGCCACACCACUUAAUCCAAAGUCUGGUACCCUUCCUCUGAGUACUUCUCUUCCUACAGUGGGAGUGACUGGGAAAAUGGGUCUCUCAGUCUAGCAUUUCCUCCUUCCAGCCAUGCUACAAGUUUCACACACCUUAAUUCUCACUAUGUGACUAGAAAAGAAAGAUUAUCUUCAUAUAAGAAACAGCAAAAAGAGAUUCCUUGAGUUGCCAGAGACCACAAGGAAAACCAGGUCCUGUGUUGCUUUAAUGCACUAAGAAAUAAUAAUGAAAAUCUUUUGGGCAUGGUAGAAUAAAAACUCUAUCUACCUUUCCAAUAUAAACAGUGUAGUAAAGGGUAAAAAAAUCAAUACAUGAAAUGCUGCUGAUGUGAACCAGGUGUAUCCUUCAUGAGGGAGUGCACGGGAUAGCGUGCUCUUCAAAGUGGUGCAUGCAGCAGUGGAUGCAUAUACCAAAAGUGUAAUAAACUCAUGAGUCUUCUCUUGCACAGGUAAAGGCAGAAGAAAACCUGCAGUGGUAAGCAGUGUAUUAAUGUGGCCUGGCACUUUGUUAUUUAAUAAUGCUGCAAUAAAGA
Molecule: messenger RNA, 1608 nt
Organism: Dryobates pubescens (Downy woodpecker)
Lineage: Eukaryota; Metazoa; Chordata; Aves; Piciformes; Picidae
Gene: ANKRD22
Product: ankyrin repeat domain 22
Exons: 5
Coding region: 1-615 (204 amino acids)
Molecular function (GO): protein binding
Source: RefSeq, a predicted model, not a curated record